AUGUCUAAGAAGAAUAUUAAGAAUCAAACUCCUAUUGUGGAAGUUAGUGUUAAUAAUAUAAAAAAUGGUAGGUUUCAAGAAUUAAAGGAAGAUAUAAAGAUUCCUUUAUUUAAUAUGAAACCUUAUAUGAAGACUCCUAAAGUUUUAUUGCAUACAUUUUGUCAAAAAGAUAAGCGUCAAAAGCCAAUCUAUCAGAGUCAAUCUUGUAAAGGUGGGAAUUUUAGGUAUGCUGUUAUAUUAAAAGAUCCAAAGAAUAAAGAUGAGAAAUCUUUAAGAUUUGAGACAGUUGAGAGUUUUCAAAAUAAUGAAUUGGCUCAACAUUAUGCAGCAUUAUUAGCACUUUGGCAUUUUGAAAGUGCUCGACCAUAUCAUAAACUUCUUCCUUAUCCACUUGAUGAGGUAUGGAAAUCUUUGAAUACUAAUAAACCUCUUGUUACCCGACAGAAUAAAUUUUUAUCAGAAAAAGAAAAGAUACAAGAUGAAGAAUUAAGAACAAGAACUCAAUCAGAAAAUAGAAAUAAGUUACUAAUAAUGGAACAAAAGCAAAAAUUUGAGAUACCAACUAUGUAUAUGAGUAGUAAUAUUCGUAAUAGAAUAAUAAAUAUAUUAAGUAAAUAUAUUCCAAUUGUAGCAGAGAAAUCAAAAUAUAAAACUUGGCUCUUUGGUGAAUAUAAACAGUUUAUUGGUAUACCUGACAAUUUUAUGUUACCUUAUUUGGUUUCACUUAAAAUAAGUGAGAUGUCAGAUUAUUUAAGAUUAAAAUAUAGUAAGUAUAUUCCAAAGUAUGUAGAUGAAAAUAAAAAAGUAAUAAUUAUAUCUGUUUUACUAUGGCAUAAUAUUAAUAAAGAUGAUAAAGAGAAUAUAAUAAAACAGGUACAGUUAUGUGGAUUUGACAAAUAUAGAGUUGAAACUGCUUUAGAAAUGAUAUUUAUGGAAAUAGAAAAGAAAUAUAGAGAAUUUAAAGAUAUAAGUUAUUUAAAGGGUGGUAUUUAUACAAAAUUCAAUGCUUCAUGUGAUAUGCAUAUAAUUCUGGAUAUAAAAAAGGAUUAUUAUCCUACAUUAUAUAUAUCAUGGUUAUGUGAAAUGUGGUUAAGUUUACAUAUUUGUGAUGAUGAUUUACCUCCACUAUUUACAUCUAAGAAAUCUCAGAUAGAAAUAAAAGGAUAUAAAGAUACUUCAAAAAAAGGUAAUAUUGAUAUUUGUUGUACAUUAAGUAAACAACUUAAAAUACUAAUUUCUAAGGCACAUUCUGAUCCUGAAAAAAUACUGAGUUUUACAAAAAAUGAAUCUUCUAAUGAAUAUAUUGAAGAUAUUAACAAUAAAUUAUCCACUAAAUCCUUUUCAGAGGCUAGUAAAAAAGAAUUUAAAGCAAAAAGAUAUAAUUAUUUAUCUGCUUCAAUAUAUACUGAUAAAAUUAUUGAAGAAAUGAUGAAUAAUCAAGUAAUUAUUUUACAUGGAGAGACAGGUUGUGGGAAAACAACUCAAGUACCAAUUUUAUUAUAUGAAGGUUUGACUCAAUAUACAAAUAAUGGAUUAAUAUACUGUAGUGAGCCACGUCGUAUGGCUGCCACUUCAAUUAGUAUAUAUCUUAAUUCUGAACUGUCUAUGUACUAUUGUGAUAAGAUAGUGGGAUAUAAAGUUCGCUUUAAAUCUAAUAUUACUGAUAAAACGCGUAUAAUAUACUGCACUCAUGGUAUAUUAAUAAAUAUUGUAAAAUCUGAGCUAUUAAGAAUAAAUUCCAAUCAUGAAGAAAAUGACAAGCACAUGAAUAUUCCUUUAAAUUCUAUUUUAAUAUUAGAUGAGGUUCAUGAGAGGUCAUUAGAUAUAGAUUUAUUACUUUUUUUUGUAAAACAACUAGUUAUAAAGAGAUCAGAUAUACGUAUUGUAAUAAUGAGUGCAUCUAUUGUCCUAGAUGAAUUUGUACGCUAUUUUAAAAUAAGUACAAUAUUAAAUGAAAAAAAUUGUUUAUACCCAGUUAAAGUAGGGAAAAUUAAACUUCCAGGUAGGACACCCUUUCCUAUUGAUAUAAGCUAUAUCCCUAUAAAUGAAUCUGAAUUAACUAGUGAUUCAUCAAGUAAUAAUCAAGAACCAUUAAAAUAUUCUAAUGGUGUUAAUAUAUUUAAGAAAUCAUUGGAUUUAGAUACUGUUGCAUCUAAGAUCAUUUCUAUUAUAAGUAAUUUAAAUAAUAAUGCUGGUUCUAUUCUUGUAUUUGUAGGAGGCAUAAAUGAUGUUAAUAAAUUAGUCGAAUUAUUAAAGAAUAAUGAAAAUAAUAAGGAAUUUUCAAUGCCACUUUAUAUAUUACCAUGUCAUUCUAACUUGAGUUAUGUAGAACAAAGUAAAAUAUUUACUACUAUUAAGAAUAAACGUAAAGUUAUUAUAUCUACAAAUAUUGCGGAAGUUUCAUUAACUAUUGAGGACAUUAGAUAUGUUAUUGAUACAGGACGUGUAAGAAUACCAGUAUAUGACUCUAGCAAGCACUUAACAAUUUUGCAAGAAGUUUUCAUUUCCCAAUCAGAAGCUCAACAAAGAAUGGGACGUGCAGGAAGAACAGCUCCUGGGAGAUGUUUUCGUUUAUAUUCUGAAUGCGAAUUAUUAAAGCAACAAGUUAUAACUCCACCUGCAGUAUUACGUCUUCCUUUACAUCAUAUAAUUCUUGAUAUAAUUAAUUAUAUAUAUUCAAGCUUUAAUAACCUUAAUAAUAAUCCCAAUAUAGAAUCUAUAAUUUUUUUUGAUCUAAUUUACUAUAUUAGUGAUUUUUUGACCCCUAUUAAAUUGUCCUCAAUUGAAACAUCACUCAACGAGCUUCUUAGAGUAGGAGCACUUGAUAAUAUGAUGAAUAUUACUCCUUUAGGAAAAAUAUUGAGUAGAUGGCAGGUGGAUUUACAUAUUGGAAUUUUAUUUGUAUAUGGUUUAAUAUUUGAUUGUAUUCAACCAAUACUGACUAUUGCUGCAUUUUUAACAUGUGAUAUUCCAUGGAAACUAAAAUCUGAAGACUUUUCUACUUGCCAAACUGGAUGUGAUUAUAUGAUGUUUAUUAAAUUAUUUGAUUAUUAUAUAAAAAAUUGUUCAAUGCUUAAAAAGUCUACUAAAUUAUCUACGUCUUUAGAACAUGAUUUACCAUUUAAUAUAAAAACACUGGAUUUGAUGAAAAUGGAUAUGAUAUGUGAAACUAGAGACCACUUCUGUCAUAUUUUAGGUAUUGAUAGAAAUCAAAGUGUUAUGCCAAUAGAUGAAAUAUUAUCUAUGUGGAGUUUAAUUAGAGGUUGUAUAGCUGUUUCUUUAUAUCCAAACAUUGCAAGUAUCAAACUUCCCAAUACAAUUAAAUAUGUAUCGACAGGUAAUGGGAAGUUUGCAGAACAAAUCCUAUUUAACAAAUUACAUAUUUUUAAGAGUAAAGCAAAAUGUGUUCAAGAUUACAUAGAUCAUUUUGAAGCUAACUUUAAGGAUAUUAAUUUAGAUAACUCUAUUCCUGAAAGAUACUUUAACAAAGCAGACCAAAUCCAUAUUCCGAAAUAUAGUGCUUUAUACAACAGAGUGGUGGAUAUUGGAACAGUACAUUGUAUUACUUAUAUGAGCCUACACAAAUCUUAUUUAAGUGAUCAAACUAUUAUUAAGUUUCCAGUUCCAGUUUCCAUGUACUUUCUUUUACUUUUGGCACCCUCUUCUUUAGAAAUAAUACCUAUAUCACUAUUAGAAAAGAUGAGUUCUUGUAAAUUUGAUUCAGAAAGCAUAAAUAACAAAGAUAGUACUACAUACUAUGGAAAUUUGUCAAGUGAUAAAGUAAUGAAAAUGUCCACAAACUAUAUUCUGGUUGAUGGAUCAAUAUUGAUAAAAUGUUCUGGACAAAUACAAAGCCUUAUUUGGUACCUCAGAUAUUUGUUACAAGAAAUUGUUCAGUAUAUUUGUCACAUUUUAAUUUCAAAGAAAGUUACAGAUAUGGAAAUUAGUUGUUUCUCAAACAAAAAUAUAUCUAAGAAUUCUAAUAUAAAGCAUUUUACUAUUGAAGAUAUAGAGGAAUUAAUUAGUAUAGUUAAGCUCACUUAG
Molecule: messenger RNA, 4044 nt
Organism: Cryptosporidium muris RN66
Lineage: Eukaryota; Apicomplexa; Conoidasida; Eucoccidiorida; Cryptosporidiidae
Product: helicase
Exons: 1
Coding region: 1-4044 (1347 amino acids)
Cellular component (GO): intracellular anatomical structure
Molecular function (GO): RNA binding; ATP binding
Source: RefSeq, a predicted model, not a curated record